Molecule: messenger RNA, 1742 nt
Organism: Carassius auratus (goldfish)
Lineage: Eukaryota; Metazoa; Chordata; Actinopteri; Cypriniformes; Cyprinidae
Product: transmembrane protein 72
Exons: 5
Coding region: 247-984 (245 amino acids)
Source: RefSeq, a predicted model, not a curated record
AGAGGUGGAAUGCAGCAGGAACAAGCAGAGGGUGGUCAGUGUUUAGGUUUUAGUUUCUAUGUUAGGCUGAUUACUAGGGUAAAAUCUGCACUGGGACGCCCUCCUGUUUAGGCGAGGAGAUUUCUAACCAUGUACUGCCGUCCUCGCACAAAGUUUUGACUCGAAACUAUUAAUAAAUUAACUAUCAAUAGAGAACUUUAACUAUCAACAAAUGUUCUAAAGGAAAAAAACCUUUUCAUUUUGGCAAUGAAGAGCUCAGCUUUGUGGGUUUUAGUGGAAUGUGCCAGCAGAGUUCUUGGCAUCUCGACUGCUGCAGUGCUUUGUGCAGUGGGUCUAGAGACUCAGAGACAGGGGGAGUUCAACAGCUUGGCCGUCUAUCUCCUGCUCUCUUCGGUGCUGAUCAUGAUUUUUGAAGUCUCCUAUUUCAUCGACACUCUGUUGGCAAUGUGCCUUCCUUGUCCACCUACAUGUAAGAUUUUCAUUCUUUGGAAGAAGAUGGCCAAUGUUGGGGGUUUUCAGAAGUUUCUCUACUACACAAUGAUGUCUUUGAUGUGUUUCCUGCAUCCAGUGCUUGUAUGGCAUGCUGUAAUACCAGGAAUUAUGUUGGUUGUGACUGGAUUCUUUAACUUCAUACUGAGCAAAAAGAAGAAGUCAGAUCCACCAAAAGAGUCCAGGUCAUCCCAUAGAGACUCGGCUCUGUCUACUGUCUGUGUCACAGACAGAGAGGACACUGAACACACAUUCUCUUUCUUCCACAUCAUUUCAGGCAAAAGAGCAUCUUUUUUUCCUAGCAAUAGCAAACUGCAUGGUCCCACAGACAGGGCUCAGACAGCGAAGAAUACCCAACGCAAGAACAGACAAACAGACACAAGAAAUGUGCACUUCAUUGAGAGUCUCAGACAUAAUGAUGAUGAAAUGGAAGAAUACCAUGAAGUGGAACCAGAGGAUAGCACGUCUGAUAAAGCACCAAUGAUUAGACCGUAAACACAGUGUAUUGUUGGCUAUUUCUACAAAUGUAUCCAUGCUACUUAUGAUCAAAUAUGGUGAAUUGUUGCUCAAGUAACAUUUAUUAUUAUCAAUGUUAAAACUGAAAUGAUUUUUUACUUUUCUUUUUUACAUGGCUAAUGGAUGAAGUGUAAAAGAAUAGCAUUUAUUUGAAGCAUUAAUGUCACUUUUGGUCAAUUUAAUGCAUCCUUGCUGAACAAUGACAUUGUAUAUACAAAAAUGAUAAACAAUCAGCAGCAGAUCAAAAGCAAAUACACAGUAAAAGUACUGACUAACCUAAAAAAUGUUUUAUGUAGUGACAUCUAAAUUUACUUGUUUUAUUUAAUGUAAUAUCACUGAAUCACUGAAUUUAGAAUUUAUUUUUCUAAAUAUCUGCUCGCAGUCUUUAACAUCUUUCUUUUACAAGAUUGAGCUCCUGAAACAACCUUUAAACACUGUCUGCCAAAGAAUUGCUUUUUAUUCCAGUCUGUAAGCUUAAGGCCUGGAGCUCCUGCAUCCAGUCUCCAUACGUCAAUACAAUUAAGAGAUUCCAUUCAUCAUACUGACCCAGACAAGAGGGUUUCAGCCUAAACACUGGACAGCAACCCCCAUGCGUUAUUCCUCUCCAUUAACCUGUAUGGAUGACUUCAACAUCCUGAAUUCUUGAGUAUGCUGCAUUCAUGUGUGGUGUUAAAUGGAUAAAUUUUAAAUUACUCAGUAAAUAAAUUCUUUGCACUUAUGCUGUGGGUCUAAUCAAA